Molecule: messenger RNA, 2217 nt
Organism: Emiliania huxleyi CCMP1516
Lineage: Eukaryota; Haptophyta; Isochrysidales; Noelaerhabdaceae
Exons: 11
Coding region: 1-2217 (738 amino acids)
Source: RefSeq, a predicted model, not a curated record
AUGGCGGCGGCGACGCUGGCGGCGGCGCCGGCGGUGGCGACGCUACCGGAGCCGGGGCCAGUAGCAUCGGGCCCGUUGGCGUUUGUGCAUGCGACGCCCCUCCCGUCGCUGCCUCUGCCAGCGCUGCCAUUCGCAGUCGCCUACGCGCCCGCGGCUCCGGCGUGGCUGCUGGCGACGCCCCCGCCCUCGCCUCCGGUUUGGCCGGAGGGCGGCGGAGGGGGCGAGUUGGGCGCCCCCCUCGCCGCCUCGCCGCCGGCGCCAGAGCCGCUCGGCGCAGAUCCGAAGCCGCAGGCGGACGCGUGGGAGGCGCUGCGGACUGCGCCGAUGUACGCUGCUGUCGGCGGCGCUGGCAUCCUCGCGGUUGUUGGCGUCUUCAUCACGUAUAGGCCCGCCUUUCUCCUCGCCAUGGCGUGCGGUGUGGCCGGCGUGGGCGCUGUGUUGGCUUUCGACCUCGCCCGCUCGCGUUUGCUGCCCAAGGCGGGUUGCGCCGCCGCGCUGGCCGUCGCGGGGGAGCUGGCGGGGUUCCGCCAGAGGGAAGUCGAGUCGCAGGACGACGAGCUGGGCACUGCGGUCGUCUCGGGCGCCUUUGGCGUGUGGGUCGGCCUUCAGCCGGCCACGCAGCUGCCGGCUCCGCUCAAGUGGGCUGCCGUCGGCGCGCUGCUGCUGCUCGCUCUGUGCGCAGACGCGGUGGUCUACCGGGGCCAGCCGUUGCCGUCCGCGCUGUGGAAGAGCGAGCUCUGCCCCCUCCCGCUGCCCACGCCCCUCCACCUCUUCUGCGUGCCGCUCGUCGCCGGCGUCAGCGCGUUCGAUUUGCCUCCGCGCCUGGCGCCAGGCCUCGGUAGCUUGGCCAAGGUGCCGGGAGCACUGCUCGCGCCUCCCGACGGGUGGAGGCUGCACAUGCCAACGGUGGUGCUGCUUGGCGGGGUGUCUGCGAUCCUGCCGAUGGCGCUGAACGCGCGCGCGUACAUGGUCGAGUGGGGGGUUCCGACGGAGGAGCCGGCCCGGCAGGGUUUGUUUCUGUAUGUGGAUGAGCUGCCGACGGUGGACUGGGUGUUUUCGGCCGGCGUUGUCCCUUCCUCCAUCGUGCUCUCGGGCGCCGCGGUCUUUGCAGAAGGCGCCGCACUCUGUAGAAGCCGAACACGCCUUCAAUUCGCGCUCGAGCGGUCACGAGCCGCCCGUGGCGUCGCGCCGCGGGACGUCAAGUAUGUGCUCUCCUUCUUCUGGGCGAUCGCCGCCCUCUCGCUCGCGACUCUGAUCGGAGCGAGCUGGAGCACCCCGGCGGCAGAGAACGGCAGCAGCGUCGCCGCCUUCAACAGCCUGCGCGGCGCCGCGCACGAGCCGGCCGCGGCCCGCGCCGUGAGGCGGAUCUUGCUCGUGGUCUGCCCUCUCGCGGUCGCCGGCCACGCGCCGACCGCCGUCGUGCAGCUCGAGAUGGGCUACCGGCUGAGCUUGCCGCCGCUGAAGUUUGUGGCAGGCCUCUGCUGCGGGCUGAUGCACAGCCUGCAGCCGUACUCCCCCCCGCGGUCGCUGCUGCUGGCGGCCGUCGUCGCCACUCUCCUCUCCGCCAUCCACGCGGUUGCCUACUUGCGCACCGGCGACACGAGCUGGCUUGGGGGCGUCCCCCACCCUCUCGCCUUCCCCUUUGCCCUGCCGACGCUCUGCGCGCACGCCGUCACCUCCUUCCGGGGGCAAGCGGAGGAGUCGGCGGCGGAGGAGGCGGCGGCGGAGGCGGCGGGGGAGGCGGAGGAGGCGGCGGGGAGGGAGGCGGAGGAGGGGGAGGCGGGCUGCGCGGGCGCGGGCGCGGGCGGCGGCGCGGCGUCGGCGGGGAUGUUAGGCCGCUCUGCAAGCAUGACGUGUCACGGCGAGCCGGCCGCGCUGAUCAGCUCACCCGCCGGUGUGACUACUCUGCUCCUUAGGACGCGCGUCCGGGCAGAGCUCGAGGAGCGCCUGCGAAACGGCUUGCGGCCAACGGCGCGGGUCUGCGCCUUUUACGUCGCCGUCGCUUUUGGCGCAAUGCUCGGUGCACACGAGAAGCUCUCUUGCUAUAAUAGCACUAGCGGACCCGCGGCUCGCCGGCUCGGCGACGCGCGCUUUCUCUUUCUCUGGGGCUCGUUCCACGCGCCGAUGGGGCUGAGCCUCUGGGCUUGCUCGGCCGGCGGCGCAGCAAAGGCAAAGGCGCUGGCAUCGAAGCUUACGCUAGCUGGCGUCGAAGCCUAG